Molecule: messenger RNA, 261 nt
Organism: Blepharisma stoltei
Lineage: Eukaryota; Ciliophora; Heterotrichea; Heterotrichida; Blepharismidae
Source: the annotation of a GenBank genome assembly
AUGAGUUUAAAAACAUUUUCUCUUAUUGGUUUGGAGGUUAUCCCAUAUGAUAUAGGAAAUUCUUAUACUUGCCCUGUAAGGGCAGGAUAUUUGAGAGGAAAAACUCUCCAGUUGAGAGAGUCUCAUUUGCCAACUCUCUAUUCUCAUACCCUUACCGGGCUACUUAUAAUAAUUUCCUAUAGCUUUAAUGCGUAUAUGAAUACUAAUUCCCCUUCAGUCUGCAAAAGAUUAUUUUGCAUGUCUAAAACAAAUUACUUUUAA